UAGUGAUGACAUCCUGGCAGGAAUUUAAGGAUUUGAACAACGUUUCGCUUUUAGAAAUCCAUCAAUCUCUCUUGUAUGGAUUUGAACUCACUGUGUGCCCCUGGUGUGGAACAUCCUCGGCAUUCCUAGUGUGGGAGCUUCUCCCAAUUCUUGUGGUCAUUCUAGGUGUGUUGUGUGCAGCGGUAAGCCCUCCUGUAUUCACCAUCUUUGGAUUCGCAGCUGUAUCACUACUCUUAUAUCAUAUUUUAUCUCUAUUGGUCGGCGUGAUAUAUCCCCAGCCCGACAUAUUUUCCCCGCUGCUCGUUGAAGUAGUCACCAUUGAUGCGCUCUUAAUUUACGUUCUACUCUUUCUCAAAAAAAAAAAAUUACGUUCUACUCACUACUAAUUAUUUUGGGUUCUACUCUUAACAUAUUGAAAAGCAUGCAAGGGGUCGAUUUUAAAAGAUCUAUACUAAUAGAAAAAGAGCCUGAGGUAGUCUAAGAC
Messenger RNA from Salvia miltiorrhiza (redroot sage), 484 nucleotides. RefSeq lists its product as uncharacterized. Bases 6 to 386 code for a protein of 126 amino acids. The transcript is spliced from 4 exons. The record is from RefSeq and is a predicted model, not a curated record. Lineage: Eukaryota; Viridiplantae; Streptophyta; Magnoliopsida; Lamiales; Lamiaceae.